Messenger RNA from Apiotrichum porosum, 2736 nucleotides. RefSeq lists its product as uncharacterized. Gene Ontology annotation, cellular component: cytoskeleton; cytoplasm. Gene Ontology annotation, molecular function: protein binding; GTPase activator activity. NCBI's taxonomy places the organism in Eukaryota, Fungi, Basidiomycota, Tremellomycetes, Trichosporonales, Trichosporonaceae. The transcript has 10 exons. The record is from RefSeq and is a predicted model, not a curated record. The coding region runs from base 1 to 2736 and encodes 911 amino acids. Gene Ontology annotation, biological process: signal transduction.
AUGUCGUCGUCGGCCACUGCCCAUUACCUCCCAAACGCACCCCCCUCAGUCCACUCUUCGUCCUGCUCCCCCUUUCCAUCGUCCCUCUUCACCCGACGCCGUGGCGCAGCGCUAGCCCCUUUGCAGCCCACAAGAACAGUUGUCUUGUCCGUGGACGUCAACUCGCCGUCCCAAAAAUCACCCUUUCCACCGCUGCCCACCACCCACACCACCGCUGCCUCAACAGCCCCUGCGUCUGCGUCGCACACGUUGCCGCACGCUCACGCACGAGGACGUGUUCUCCGACGCCUACGAAGUGCGCGCUCUGUCCGCAAGUUGGGAGGAGGAGCCCGUUCGCCCAGGUCCACAGAACAAGUCCGUGCGCCGCCGCCGCCUCUGCCAGCAGACCCCUUUGCCGUUGCCGAGCGCCGCCAGUCGUCGCUUCCUCCAUCGACACUUGUUGCUUCCCCUCCUCCUCUCUCACCUGUAUCUCGCGUCGUCGAUAAAGCUCUCCCACCGCUUCCUCACAGAAAGGCUGCGGCCCACAUUCUUAAAAACCAUCGACGCCCACCCGAACCGCCCAACAUUGAUCAACCGUUCAACCUCGUUGCGGCGCUUCUUGGCGAGCCGUCCUACCCCGUAAAGGGCGCCGCAAGAACCUCGUCGCCUGCUGCCGCGCGACCAACGUCUGCCUUUACAAGACCCCCGCAUGAACUCGCACCGCCAGGCCCAAUGGACGUCCGCGACAUCAUCUCAAAGUGCGAGGACGCCAGCAUGAGCUGGAGUCUGCAGUUCUGGGUCACCAUUGCCGACCCGCAGACCAACCAUGUCUUCUUCGCUUGUCCUGCAACUGGCCAAUGCAGCUGGGAGCCUCCAGUUGGAGCUUUUGUUGUGCCUAGGUCCCCUGAUGGCGAAUGGUGGGAGCUCGCCGAUCCAACGCGCGACAACCAGAGCUACUAUUACAACACGCUCACUGGAGUCACUCAAUGGGAGCGUCCAGAAGGAGACGCCUUUGUCAUUCCACUCGGAUUAAUACAGUUCAACCCACGCGUCACCAGUCGCGCCCUCGGCCACGGCGAGCUCCAGUGGGCCCAUUACGCCCAGCGCCGACAUGCCCCCCUCUCCGCCCGUUGCAGGCGCCCGCCCCUCACCCCUACAGGCGCUGGCCCCGCGUACAGCAGCGACUACGACGCAUCGCCAUCCAACGACCAGUUUUCGGGUUCUGACUCGGGCCCUCCAACCUCGUGGUGGGAGCGUCGACGCCGUACCAAGAAGGUUAGCGGCGUGGGCAGCACGGUCAGGGGACGCAAUGUGGAGAUUAGCCCGGCUCUAUCUCAGGGAGAGUCCAUGUUCACCACACCACCAUCACCCAUCCAUGUCGAUGAGAUGCUGCAACCCAUCGACGCAUCGGCGGUCAACCUCGUCCUCCAGCCCUCGUCUCCCAACAACUUUGCCGACCGGUAUUUCGCCACCAAGCGCUCUGGUGUUCUCCGCCAGCGCCUGUCUCUGGAGCGUAUCAUGGAGUGGCAGCGCAACCCAAUCACUGCGCCGCUCCUGGUACUCUCCAAGGGCUCUGUGCAUGAUGCCAUGACCACGUUCAAGAUCAUCCAGCACGUCAUGGGCGAGCGCGACCGUGCCGUCGAGUCUGCGCGCCCACCACACCAGCCCGCGGGCCCCUCUGUUCUCGCGCUUCGGGGUGGCCGGGACGACAACAAGGACGAAAAGACGGUCAUUCUCGAGGAGAUUCGGUGGAUGAUCCAGUUGGGCGUGGGCAGGAUCGAGAUGCGCGACGAGCUCUACUGCCAGCUCAUCAAACAGCUCACCCGCAACCCGGACAAGGACGCUGCCGUCCUUGGCUUCCAGCUCUUCUGCGUCUUCGUCGCGGCCUUUGGUCCAUCCAAGAGCUUUGAGCCGUUUGUUCGCUCAUUCCUCGUCGGCCACCUCGAGCGCCCCGACUAUGGUAUCGGCGUCAUGUCCAAGUACUGUCUCACCCGCAUCGAUGUGCUUGGCGCAAAGGGCGGACGUGGACGGGUCUUGACUAUCACGGAGAUUGAACACGCCUCGGACGCUGCGUUCUACCCCUCUGUCUAUGGCCAGACUCUCGAGACCAUCAUGCAGCGCCAAGAAGGUGCAUACCCUGAGCUCCGCAUCCCCAUCAUCCUCCCCUUCCUUGCCGACGGGAUUCUCGCUCUGGGUGGUACAGAAGCCGAGGGCGUGUUCCGUGUCCCCGGCGACGCCGACAUUAUCGCGCAGCUCAAGGCCCACAUCGACCGGGGCCAGUACCAGCUCAGCGGCGUCGAGGACCCGCACGUCGUGGCGUCCUUGUUCAAGCUGUGGCUGCGCGAGCUCGAGGAGCCCCUCAUCCCCACUGGGCUGUACAAUGCGGCGCUGCAGGCGUCAAAGUCGGUGGACCACACGAUCAUCUUCAUCAAGAAGCUGCCCGACCACAACCGCCGCGUGCUGCUGUUUGUCAUCAGCUUCAUGCAGCUCUUCCUGGACCCCGAUAUCGUCGCCAUCACCAAGAUGACCCCCCAGAAUCUCGCAUUGGUCCUCGCACCCAACAUCCUGCGCACGCCCAGCGAGUCGCUCGCCACGGUCUUUGCCAACUCGUCGUUUGAGUGCCAGUUUGUACUCAACCUGUUGCUCCACCUCGACCCGCCGUCUGUGGACCCCGAGUAUGUCCCGUCACAUGGCGGUGGUGCGGCAGCGGCCAAGCGUGGCAGCUUUGACUCGGCCGGCUCGUCGGCAGAGUUGUAA